AUGGUGGAGAUACAGACAAGGAGGGACAUGACUCUUCUCUCCACCCCACCACCAUGUAUUCCUUCCUCCCUAGAUGGGGACCUGCCACCCACUGCCGUGUGGAUGAGUCACGGCAGUCACCUGCCAGGGGUCAUGCUGGAGCACCCAUGCCUGCCAGCACCCACUGACAAGAUCCUGCCCACCAGCAGUGGCCAAACUGGCAGCUGCCCUCAGUAUGUCAUGCAGGUGUCAGCCAAAGAUGGGCAGCUGCUCUCCUCCAUUGUGCGAACAUUAGCCACACAGAGCAUAUUAAGUGCUGUACAUCAAAAAAAUCCCCAAAACGUGAGGAAGUUCCUUCACAAAACUAUGGAAGCUUUGGGUGUUUUAGCCUAUGGUGUUCCAGAGGUGGAUCUUCAGAAGGCUGGGAAUAUUUUUCUGAUUCUUACCCAAGAUGUAGUUAUUGCCAACUAUUGGCCAUUUAACAUUAGUUGGUUGAGGAACCCAGGGCCCUAGCAUGAGAAAAGCACUCUCUUUGUAGACGUGGUGUUCUUCUUGUUUAUCACUCCACUGGCGACCAUCUCUGGUUGGUUGUGUCUGCGAGAAGCAGUGGACCAUCUGUGCUUUAGCAGUAGGCUUGAAGCAGUUGGCCUCAUUGCACUCACUGUCAUGCUCUUCACUAUUUACCUCUUCUGGACCCUAAUGUCCUUCAGGUAUCACUGUAGGUUAUGCAAGGAAUGGUGUCAGACCAAUCAGCAAGUGAUACUCCUAAUCCCAACGUCUGCCAAUGUCCCCUCCAAACACCAGUCCCUGCUUGGCCUGCAGUCCCUCAAAAGGAACUCGAAGGAGACAAUCAUUUAA
Molecule: messenger RNA, 837 nt
Organism: Indicator indicator
Lineage: Eukaryota; Metazoa; Chordata; Aves; Piciformes; Indicatoridae
Product: E3 ubiquitin-protein ligase MARCHF3-like
Exons: 4
Biological process (GO): protein ubiquitination
Molecular function (GO): ubiquitin-protein transferase activity
Source: RefSeq, a predicted model, not a curated record